Ruditapes philippinarum (Manila clam) is the source of this 1548-nucleotide messenger RNA. RefSeq names its product monocarboxylate transporter 12-B-like. Lineage: Eukaryota; Metazoa; Mollusca; Bivalvia; Venerida; Veneridae. The coding region runs from base 225 to 1451 and encodes 408 amino acids. The transcript is spliced from 5 exons. The record is from RefSeq and is a predicted model, not a curated record. Gene Ontology annotation, biological process: transmembrane transport; monocarboxylic acid transport. Gene Ontology annotation, molecular function: monocarboxylic acid transmembrane transporter activity.
UUCAUGAUGUAUUCUCUUGUUAUUGGAACUAUCAAGGCUUAUGGUAUAUUGUAUACAGAAAUGGUGUCUUAUUAUGGCACAGGAUCUGGUAAUACAGCUUGGAUAGGGAGCAUGGUUCUUCUACUAUUAUUAGGGCUAUCUCCAGUGGCCAACUCGUUCAGUCGAAAAUUUUUAUUCCGACGUGUGGCAUUUGCUGGCGGUUUACUUUUGUGUCUGGGUUAUUUAUGUCGGGAUUUGUGCCAAAGAUGGAAAUCAUGUACCUGACCAUGGGAGGGUGCGCAGGUCUUGGAUAUGGUUUGUCGUUUUCACCCUGUUCAACUAUCAUCAGUUAUUACUUCAAGAAGCACAGAGCACUUGCUAACGGAAUUGUCGUUUCUGGGAGUGGAAUAGGGGCGUUGACAUAUCCUGCUAUUUAUAGUUUCUUGAUUAAGAAAUACGGCUUACAUGGGACAUUCUGGGUAAUUGGCGGCAUUUUGUUGAAUGUCUGCGUAGCUGCAUGUGUCUUCAAACAACCUAAGCUUUUAUUGAAAGAAAAAGAAUCUCAAGAAUCAACAGGUUCAAGGAAAGAUCAAGAACUGUUAUUGAAGAAAGGCCUUGAUAAACAGAAAUCUAAGGACACGUUGACCAAUUGUUACGGAUUGGAUUUUCGCUUUUCCCUAUUCAGAAAUCCAAGAUUUUCAAUGUAUUGCGUUAGUUUUGUACUUUGUAUGAACGGGUAUGGAAAUAACCUUAUAAUGAUACCUGCCCAUAUCAAAGAUGUUGGAUAUGACACUACGCAUGCGGUGUACGGGGUGACAAUAAUGGGAGGGUGCGAGGUUGUUGCAAGAAUUGCAUUUGGCUUAAUAGCUGAUCGAAACAUCAUGAAAAGAAAACAUAUUUUUCUCUUUAGCAUGCUCAUUGCGUCUGUGUUUAGUUUCAUUGCACCUUUCUUCGACAGUUUUGUUUUUCUUGGGAUAUAUGCUGGUGUAAUCGGGACGUUUCCAGGAUCAUUUUGGAGCUUAGUUUCCGUUUUGAUAAUUGAUGUUGUUGGAAUGGAAGAUUUUGCGCCAGCAUUUGGCCUUGUUAUGCUUUGUUUGGCGUUAGGUGUUGUUAUAAGUCAGCCAGCUGUUGGGUGGCUGAAAGAUUACACGGGUAACUGGCAUGCAUCCCUGAUAUUAACUGGUUGCCUAUUUUUACUAGCUGGCCUUCUGAUUUCAUUUGAACAAUACAUCUUACGAUUUUUCAAGAAACAACCAGUACCAACAGUUGAUAUAACCAUAGUUACCGAAUUUCCUCUUAAAAAUAACCAAACAAUAAAACCAGCAGACGACACGGAUUCUUUACUGGAUGAAAAUGGUGACAUCUUCACAUCAUCAAGAAUAAGUAGGACUUACACGCCUUAUGACACAGAACAAUAUCAAUCAAAUAAACAGGAUUUGCAAGUUCCAGUUGUCGAUACCAACGAUGUAUAAUGUUUCAUUACAGUCAAAUCUGUGUUAAGGAUCACCUCUGAAGAAAGGCCACCAUUUGGAAAUCUUUUAUUGAUUAAAUAAAACAGAAUGACCUUAA